Messenger RNA from Histoplasma capsulatum G186AR, 324 nucleotides. RefSeq lists its product as uncharacterized. The transcript is spliced from 3 exons. Lineage: Eukaryota; Fungi; Ascomycota; Eurotiomycetes; Onygenales; Ajellomycetaceae. The coding region runs from base 1 to 324 and encodes 107 amino acids. The record is from RefSeq and is a predicted model, not a curated record.
AUGGGACGUCUACGGCGUAUGCAGUACAAGAUCCUUGAUAAACUGUUGGCCCUAGGCUGCCUAUCACGGACUAGCGCACCGCACAUAUAUGCCUCAGCUGCCUACAUGCUAAUACAACCACUUAGACGUCCCACAAGAACAAGCCUCGCAGUAUCUAAUCCAUCCCCUUUGGAAACACAUAAACGAAGUUGGAAACCCGGUUCAAAAACGACAGCCCAAUCCCUAGGUGAAGGAUGGCCUAGUGAAGAUGAAGACUUGGAAAUGAAAUUGAUGGAGAAAAUGAAACUACUCAAAUCCAAGAACCUGAGCAAAUUCGCCAACUAG